Arctia plantaginis is the source of this 2166-nucleotide messenger RNA. The record is from the annotation of a GenBank genome assembly. NCBI's taxonomy places the organism in Eukaryota, Metazoa, Arthropoda, Insecta, Lepidoptera, Erebidae.
AUGGCUUUAUCAUUUCUACGCAGUAAUGUGAUCACUCAAAAUAUAAAAAAACAGCUUUACCAAAACAAACGCAAUGCCGGAUACGUUGUGCUUAUCCCAGAAAUAGGAGAAGAUGCUGAUAAUACUCUACUGUCGAAGAAUGGAUUACCAGAAUUCAAUGACUUUACCAUUGAGAAAUGUAUUGCAACCAUCAGCAAACAAAGUUUAGAGUAUGAAAAUGGAACUCGUCAAAUAGAACAAGUGGCUGCAAAUAGCAAAAACGCCUUUGUAGAUGUAUUCAAGCCUUUUGAAAUUCUGGAUAGCCAGUUGGAGCUAACAUGGGGAAUGGCGAAGACAUUGUACCUUGGAAACAGUUCCUUGAUGCCUACUAAGUCAUAUAUUCAAGUACACGAAAGAGCUCACAAAGCACGGUCUAGCAAAUUCAAUAGCAUUCCUAUAUUCCAAGCUGCUGUAACGGAGAAGAACCGUCUGAAGAAACUCACAGAUGAAGAACGAAGGCUUCUAGAUAAAUAUAUUCUUGAAGGUAAACUAAAUGGUUUAGAAGUCAAGGGAAUAAAGAGAGAGAGACUAGACAUUAUCCUCCCAACUUUACAGAAAGAAAGACAAACUUUCAGAGACAAGGUAAACAUAGCUAAUAAGAUUUUCACCAGCACCAUCAAAGAUCGAAAUCUUAUAAAAGAGUUUCCACAGACUCUAGUAAAAGACAUGGCGAUAGGGGUUGAUUCAGACAAAGGACCCUGGAAACUCACUCUGCUACCUCACAUCUAUGAACCUUUCAUGCAAUACUGUCCUGACAGAGACUUACGAUGGAAUGCCUGGCAAGCACAUGUACAAAGAUGCUCCGGAUAUGCUAACAAGGAAAUGGAAACGGCUUCAAACUUAGAAAAUAUUAGAAGGCUAAGGAAUGAACAAGCUACUAUUUUAGGUUAUGAGACUUAUGCAGACAUGAGUAUGGAGACUAAAAUGGCUGGAUCAGUAGACAAUGUGCACAGUAUGUUGGAUAGUUUAUUAGAGAGUGCUAGAUCAAUGCAAGAUGCCGAAAUAGAACUGCUACAAAGAUACGCGCAAGAAAGAGGUUUUGAAGAUAAGUUAGAGCACUGGGAUAUACCAUAUUGGCAAAGGAAACAAAAAUGGAGCCUCUAUGGUUUUGAUGAAGACAAAAUACGAGAAUACUUCCCCUUGCCCAAAGUUCUUAAUAGUCUUUUUAGUCUGUGCAAUACUCUAUUCAAUAUUAACAUUGUAGAAAGAACAGAUGCACACACAUGGCACAAAGAUGUCAAGUUUUAUGCUAUUUAUGAAGAGUCAAGUGAUACUCCUAUAGCUAACUUCUACUUUGACCCUUAUGCCCGUCAAGAUGAAAAGAUUCGCAUUUACGAUGAUGCAGGAUGGCAUAUUGCUAUCCGUAACAGAUGUGCAUCCACAGGUACAUCUCCAUUGUCAGCAUUGAUUUUCAAUUUCCAAGCACCGGGAGAUGGGAAGCCAUCUCUGCUUUCAUUCAACGAAGUAACUAUUUUGUUCCAAAGAUUUGGUCAUUCCCUUCGCCACUUGUUAACCAAAGCCAAUUAUUCUGAAGUUGCUGGACUCUCUAAUGUGGAAUGGGAUGCAGCAGAAGUGUGCGGACAGGUUAUGACACAUUGGUUAUAUGAUCCAAGUACAGUAAGAAGAGUGAGUGGCCAUUUCAGUACAGAAGAACCAUUAUCGGACGACAUUGUCAAAAACUUACAGAACAUAAGAGGUCACAUGUCUGGUUACAAUCUAUGUAAAGAAUUAUACUUAUCGAAACUAGAUUUGGAGCUGCAUUCUAAGAAGACUUUCUGGAGAGAUAUUGUGAGGGAAAUGUGGCCGAAAUAUCAUGCUCUACCAUUUGACAAAUACGACUCCCAUCCGCUUUCGUUUACAAAGAUUUUCUGCGAAGAAUGGGGAGCAGCAUAUUUCUGUCGUAUUUGGUCUAGAAUUAUUGCUGCAGAUAUAUAUAGUGCUUUUGAAGAAGCAAGACAUGGUGAAAACGAUGUAUCAGCAGUGGGGAAAAGAUAUAGGGACACUUUCUUAGCUGUUGGGGGCAGUUGUCACCCCAGUGAAGUGUUUAGGCGGUUCCGUGGGAGGGAUCCUUCACCCCAUGCGUUACUUAAAAACCUUAGUUUGCCCAAAAAAGUUGUAGAAGAGUAA